This is a messenger RNA of Fragaria vesca subsp. vesca, 1218 nucleotides long. Its product is annotated as GDSL esterase/lipase At4g16230-like. Lineage: Eukaryota; Viridiplantae; Streptophyta; Magnoliopsida; Rosales; Rosaceae. The record is from RefSeq and is a predicted model, not a curated record. Gene Ontology annotation, molecular function: hydrolase activity, acting on ester bonds. The coding region runs from base 1 to 1218 and encodes 405 amino acids. The transcript is spliced from 6 exons.
AUGCUGAAGCUUAUGGACACAGAAAAUAGUUGCGAAGAGGUUCAUAUUCAAGCAAACUCACGUCGAAAGUUGGAUUUUUUAGAUGGAAUUGACUUGAACACUUCGGCUGAAGAUGAUAGUGCGGAAGAAAAGGAGUUCGAACCUGUUGAAGCUUUCGCAGGCACUACUGUUGAUUGUCACUUCAUACAAGAUGUUAGUGACAAUACGAUUCGAGGGAUGUUUGUGUUCGGAAGCUCUCUGGUGGACAAUGGCAACAAUAACUACUUGGAAACCACGUCCAAAGCCAAUUACUUGCCAUAUGGAAUCGACUUCCCAUAUGGGACUUCUGGGAGAUUCACAAACAGUAAAAAUGUGAUUGAUCUCCUUUGUGAUCAGGUUAAGCUUCCCUUAAUCCCACCAUUUCAAGACCCCUCCGCUAAAGGAAGUAAAAUUCUUCAUGGUGUCAACCAUGCCUCCGGCUCUUCUGGUAUCCUUAAUGAUACAGGAUCAGUUGCGGGUAAUGCAACGAGCUUGAGUCAACAAAUUAUGGACUUUGAGGUGGUGACACUGGCAGAGUUAGAAGCACAGCUAGGGUGCAAUAGCUCUCAAUCGCUACCGAGCUACUUGAUUGUUGUAGGAGUUGGUGGAAAUGAUUACAUGCUCAACUAUUUCCUUAGGAAAUUGUACCUCCUUAUCAGUAUUGAAACCUUCACUGCAAAUCUCAUAGCCUCUCUUGAUCAGAAACUCCAGAAAUUGUACAGUCUGGGAGGUCGUAAAUUUGUUGUAACGUCGCUAAUGCCACUAGGCAAUAGUCCUGUGAUUACCAGGCCAAAUAUUAUUGGCACUCCUUCAGGUCUCAACUACGCAGCCGAGCUCUACAACGCUCGCUUGAAGACAUUGCUUGACUCUCUCAAAGCUCACUUAUCUGACUUCAAUUUCGUUUUAGUUAACCAAUAUAACAUUAUAUCUAAUCUAACACAGUCUCCUCCUUCCAGAACAGGCUUUAAAGACACACACAACCCUUGUUGUGCAGUUUCCCUGGUCUCUCAAGGUGGAAAUGGAAUAUCAUGCGAUAGAGGUGGGAAGACAUGUGUAGAUAGGACGACUUAUAUGUAUUUUGAUGGGUUGCAUCCGACAGAAGCUGUAAAUGUUGAAAUAGCAACCAAGGCGUAUGCUUCUACUCUCCAGGGCGAUGCUUACCCCAUCAAUGUCAGCCAACUCGUCCGGCUUCAAAUUUAA